UUGUUUUCUGUUGCUUUCAAAUAUUAAUAUGAUUCAGAUAUCCAGAUCUUAAAAAGAGUUCCGACGACAUCUGCAGCGGCAGCAGCGCUCCGUCCCCAGGUUCUUCCCCGCCCUCCACGCCAACACCCUCGAUCCAGAUCGGCAGGUCCAGCUGAAAGAUGGACGCGAACAGGCGCCAGAGUGGAAUUCAGCAGUUGUUGGCUGCAGAGCAAGAGGCUCAGCAGAUUGUAAAUGCAGCUAGGGCUGCUAAGUCGGCAAGGCUUAGGCAAGCAAAAGAGGAGGCUGAGAGGGAAAUAGCUGAAUACCGUGCCCAGAUGGAGGCUGAAUUCCAGAGGAAGGUUGCAGAGAGCAGCGGUGACUCUGGUGCAAAUGUUAAACGUCUUGAGCAAGAGACAGCAGUAAAAAUCGAACAACUCAAUCAACAGGCCGCAAGUAUCUCCCCAGAAGUCAUUCAAAUGCUUCUGAGGCAUGUCACCACUGUGAAGAACUGAACGUUGAUGUGCCCUAAAAUAUGAUCGCAGCCUUGUAUUAUCUAUCUAUUUAUUUAUAUCAGAGAGUGGUAAUAAAUGGUUUGUCACUUUUAGCUGUAAUUACAUGUCCUUAAUCACUGAAUAAGCUGCUGCAGUUUAGCAGCAACCCUAUCUGGUACUAUCAGAACUUGGUGAUGAUUUGGUAUUGGUAAAUAUUGUUUUUCUUCA
This is a messenger RNA of Phragmites australis (common reed), 698 nucleotides long. RefSeq names its product V-type proton ATPase subunit G1-like. Gene Ontology annotation, biological process: proton transmembrane transport. The transcript is spliced from 4 exons. Lineage: Eukaryota; Viridiplantae; Streptophyta; Magnoliopsida; Poales; Poaceae. The record is from RefSeq and is a predicted model, not a curated record. The coding region runs from base 159 to 491 and encodes 110 amino acids. Gene Ontology annotation, molecular function: proton-transporting ATPase activity, rotational mechanism. Gene Ontology annotation, cellular component: vacuolar proton-transporting V-type ATPase complex.